Prorocentrum cordatum is the source of this 537-nucleotide messenger RNA. The record is from the annotation of a GenBank genome assembly. NCBI's taxonomy places the organism in Eukaryota, Dinophyceae, Prorocentrales, Prorocentraceae.
AGAAGGCCUUGUGUGUGGGCUGCAAUUACCCAAGCAAGGCUUUCGGCCUCGCGGGUGCCGUGAACGAUGCCUUCCUCAUCGCGGGUUGCCUGCAGGAGCACAUGGGCUUCGAUCCAGGCAACGUGUGCGUCCUGCACGACAUCUACCCUGGGCAGAAGAAGUCAGUGAAGGUGGAGCCCGCCAGGUGCCCAACGAGAGCCGUCAUCCUACAGCAGCUGCAGUGGCUGGUGAGGGGCGCGCGUCCUGGCGACGUGCUGUUCUUUUCCUUCUCCGGCUAUGGGCUGCAGGUUGACGACCUCGAAGGGUAUGAGGAUGAGGGCUACGAGGAGGCUAUAUUGCCCACGGACUUUGUCGACGGCUGCGACGGGGACUACUCAGUGGUGACCAACAGCGACAUUCAUGAUAUCCUCAUGAGCAUCCCCCCGGACUGCAGCGCAACAGUGCUGAUGGAUUGCGACCAUGCGACCUCUGUCAUUGAUGUCACAGGGACUCUGGAUGGCCAGCUGGUCAACGGCCUGAAGUUCCAGAAUUUCUGCG